AUGCGGCAGCUCCUCGCUGCCGUCGAGAGGUCGCACCGGGCGGGCGUCCUGCACUGGGACGUCAAGCCCGAGAACGUGGUGGUCGACGACGGCACGGCUCCCGAUGUCGACGACGACGACGACAGGAAGAAGAACCGGCGGCACCACCGGCAGCCGCCGCCGCCGCCGCCUGAAGAGAUCACGUGCAAGCUCUGCGACUUCGGCACGUCGGAGCCAAUGACGGAGGGCAGACGCGAGUACUCGCCGCUGGCGACGUCGGAACCCUACCGCGCGCCGGAGCUCUUCCUGGGCUUGGCGGACUACGACGGGCGCAUCGACUCGUGGGGGCUCGGCUGCGUCAUGGCCGAGCUCCUCGUGGGCACCGGCGGCGCCUUCUUCGAGGUGAGCUGGGAGUCGUCCGCGCGCGGGGCAUCCACGCUGGGGCCGCGCCAGCCGGCGGGAAGUGGCCGCCGCUCGGCCGCCGAGGAGCGGGCGUGGGGCUGCCCGGAGGCCGGCCGCCCGCGGGAGGUGUUCCCGGAGAAGGUUCUGUCGCAGGCCGGGUUCGAGGUCCUGAGCAGGCUGCUGGAGAGCAGUCCCGGGGGUCGGCUCACCGCGGCGGAAGCCCUGCAGAAACCUUGGUUCGCGGACGACGACCAGCGCACGGACGAAGGCCGUUGUGAGGGCCCUUGCCGCCGCCGCUUGGGUGCUUGCUUCAUGUCGUGUGUAACCGACGAUGAUUAG
This is a messenger RNA of Panicum hallii, 720 nucleotides long. Its product is annotated as putative cyclin-dependent kinase F-2. Gene Ontology annotation, cellular component: cytoplasm; nucleus. The record is from RefSeq and is a predicted model, not a curated record. Gene Ontology annotation, molecular function: ATP binding; MAP kinase activity. Gene Ontology annotation, biological process: intracellular signal transduction; protein phosphorylation. The coding region runs from base 1 to 720 and encodes 239 amino acids. Lineage: Eukaryota; Viridiplantae; Streptophyta; Magnoliopsida; Poales; Poaceae. The transcript is spliced from 2 exons.